Molecule: messenger RNA, 1382 nt
Organism: Hibiscus syriacus
Lineage: Eukaryota; Viridiplantae; Streptophyta; Magnoliopsida; Malvales; Malvaceae
Exons: 8
Coding region: 23-1162 (379 amino acids)
Biological process (GO): intracellular monoatomic cation homeostasis
Cellular component (GO): mitochondrial inner membrane
Source: RefSeq, a predicted model, not a curated record
CCUCUUCUCUUUUGCUUCUUCCAUGGCGUACCAUUUGUUUCUUCAGCUGCCACAUUUCUCCUACCACGCACAAACUUUUAAACCCUCUAAGGGAUGGAAUUGGAAGCCUAGUUCAAGUGCAUUACACUGUUCAAUGUUCCACCGAAGGCUGCAGGGGAAUUUUUUCGCGGCAAAUAAGUGCAAUUUAAUUGGAUUACGGUUUGCUGGUUACACUUCUUCAAAGGGUACAUUUCAAAGUGCAUUCUCGGCAGUGCCUUCUUCCCCUCCUUGUGAUCCUUCUGGUACUGGCAAUAAGGCUUUUUUACCCGAGGUUGAUUCUCCUUCAAUCGAAUUCAAUCGGGUGAAUUGUCUUGUUUGGGUAUUACAUGAAGCUGCCAGAAGCUUUUCCCUUGCAGUUGAGUCACUUGAGUUGGAUGGAAGCCGUGCUGAGGUUGCAAUGGCUUGGAAUGGAAAGGAUGUGCAUCAAUGGCAUAAACGUAUCGCUCAUCGGGUAGCUGUUUAUGCUAUGUUGAAAACGGUAAUCGAAGUGGAGAUAUUGCUCUCUCAAGAACAUCAUAACAAUCCAUCCCCAGUUAGAAAGAUCUUGACUGCAGAGACAGGUUCGUUAGAGGAGUUCAUUGAAAGUCGGUUGAAAUUAAGACAUCCGGAAUUGGUACAAUGGUUCAGAGUGGUGGAACUUCCAAGGAUGAAAGGAUUCUUCAUUCCAUUGUUAAAGAAAUGGUCUAUGGAGUAUGCAGGAAGUGGUGUUGCAGGGAUUAUUAUGGCUAUUAGCUGCUGUGCUGCGGUAGAGAAAUUGUGUUCUGAACAUAUCUCUUGUCCCAUGUCUAAAAUAUCAGUAGGCGAUGUUAUCGUGGGGCUUAUGGAUCUUUCACAUGGUAUUGUUUCGGUCGACAAAUUACACCAAUUAGCAACGGAGGCAGGAUUUGAAACUCAUUUCCUGUCACAUUUUGGUGCAAAGGUUCUGGCUAGCAAGAAGAGUGAUGAGAUAGAAUUUUGGAUAGGGUUGGCUCUGAGGAAACUCUCAGUAGCUUUCACCAAAGAAACCGUGAUUCCAGGCAAACUGGAAUUUAACAGCAAGGUUCAAGCAGAUAGCUUGGCUACAUUAGGACUUUUGCAUAUCUGGGGAGGAAGACUAGAUUGUUUUUUUCACAAUUGCGUAUAAAUGAUCUUGAUGAGCUGGUGAAGGACUUCCUGAGUGCUUUGGGUGCAGCUACUUGGAGUGUGGAAGUCUUUUCAUUUACCCGGAGUUCUCUUCCAUAUCAGUUUACCAAUUCUUCAUGGAGGUAGUAACCGAUGAAAUUGGGUGGCUUGAUUUUAUGGAAAUUGUUCUUUCACUAGCAAUUAUGAAAAAAGGUCCAAGCAGCAUGCCAUACAAGCAGAGA